Messenger RNA from Lycium ferocissimum, 834 nucleotides. RefSeq names its product desiccation protectant protein Lea14 homolog. Gene Ontology annotation, cellular component: cytosol. The transcript has 2 exons. NCBI's taxonomy places the organism in Eukaryota, Viridiplantae, Streptophyta, Magnoliopsida, Solanales, Solanaceae. The record is from RefSeq and is a predicted model, not a curated record. Gene Ontology annotation, biological process: response to desiccation. The coding region runs from base 132 to 662 and encodes 176 amino acids.
UGACCAUAACAUGGAAUCAUCACAUCUGAUAAAUAGUCGACUCUUUUUGUAUAUCCCAAAAACGAGCAAAAUUCGUUGAGCACAAAACCUGGGCUAGUAUUCAACUCAAUUUCCUCCCAUCUUCAAGAAGAAUGGAUCUGAUAGACAAGGCGAAGAAAAUUGUGUCAGAUAAGGUAGCAAACAUGGAGAAACCUGAGGCAACCAUCAUGGACGUGGAUCUUAAGAAGAUCGGUUUUGUUGGCCUUUCCUUUCAUGCUAAAGUGGCCGUUAAGAAUCCAUACUCCGUUCCUAUCCCCAUCAUGGAAAUCGAUUACGUCCUCAAAAGUGCUGGCAGGGUAAUAGCAUCAGGAAGAAUUCCAGACCCAGGGAACAUAAAGGCAAAUGACUCGACCAUGUUGGAUGUGCCAGUGAAGGUUCCUCACAAUGUGCUAGUGAGCUUGGUUAGGGACAUUGGUGGAGAUUGGGACGUUGACUAUACACUGGAAUUAGGUCUCAUCAUUGACCUUCCAGUCAUUGGCAACAUCACCAUUCCUCUCUCUUAUAGCGGCGAGUAUAAGCUUCCUACUUUGUCCGAUUUAUGGAAGGGUGGAAAAGAAAAGAAAAAAGAAGAAGAAGAAGAGGACGAGGAUAAAGAAGAUCCAAGAAAAGUUAUAGAGAUAUGAAGUACCAUAGCUCUCUAAUAUUGUGGCUUCUAUUUAUGUGCCUAAUUUCUCUUCUAUUGUUUUAUAAUUUAAUAACACAACAUUUGUUCCUUAUGUCAUCUGAAGGUUACAAAAUUGUCAGCUUUUUGCAAUAUUUAAGGUUCAAUCAAUGUAUGUGGUAGUACUUUUCUCC